This is a messenger RNA of Staurois parvus, 299 nucleotides long. Lineage: Eukaryota; Metazoa; Chordata; Amphibia; Anura; Ranidae. The record is from the annotation of a GenBank genome assembly.
GGACAUAGUACAGGAGAUGACAAGAGACUGCGGACAUACUACAGAAGAUGACCAGAGUCUGUGGACAUACAGAUUCCUUUUCAGCCCAUCUACAUACAGUACACCCAGGGGCGGACUGACCAUUCGGAAACUCGGGCACUGCCCGAGGGCCCGGGGUCAGUAAGGGGCCCCAUGAGAUGCCCCUGGUACCUUUUUCAUAGGCUUUUUUGAGUUUGGGCAAGGACACAGGGGCCCCAUGAUCCCCUAUUGCCCGGGGGCCCCAUGAGUUGUCAGCCCAUCCCCUGAGUACACCUGAUCGU